CGCCCGCCCGCCUGCGGCCAUGGCGCGGACGUCCGGCCUGCCUCUGCUGCUCGUGCCGCUGCUGCUGGGCCCGGCCCUGGCUCGCAGCCCCGGCCCUCUGCCCCUGGUCCUCAACACCUGGCCUUUUAGGAACGCCACCGAAGCAGCCUGGAGGACAUUAGCGUCUGGAGGCUCUCCCCUGGACGCAGUAGAGAGUGGCUGUGCUGUGUGUGAGAGAGAGCAGUGUGAUGGCACUGUGGGCUUUGGAGGAAGUCCUGAUGAGUUUGGAGAGACCACACUGGAUGCCAUGAUCAUGGAUGGCACUACUAUGGAUGUCGGCGCAGUCGGAGCUCUUAGACGAGUUAAAAAUGCUAUUGGUGUAGCUCGAAAAGUGCUGGAAUAUACAACACACACACUUUUAGCAGGAGAGUCAGCCACUAAGUUUGCUGAAAGUAUGGGAUUUGUCAACGAAGAUUUAUCUACCAAUGCUUCUCGAGCUCUUCAUUCAGCUUGGCUUGCCCGAAAUUGCCAGCCAAAUUACUGGAGGAAUGUCGUGCCAGAUGCUUCGACAUACUGUGGACCCUACAAACCCAAACCACCUGGUGUCUCAGAACAAGAUGGCACUACCUGUAAAGGAACAGGAGAUACCCACAGUCAUGACACUAUUGGCAUGAUUGUAAUCCAUAAGACAGGACAUACCGCUGCUGGUACAUCGACAAAUGGUUUAAAAUUCAAAAUACCUGGCCGUGUGGGAGAUUCGCCAGUACCGGGAUCGGGAGCUUACGCCGAUGAUACUGCAGGCGCAGCUGCGGCCACCGGGGACGGCGAUACGUUGAUGCGUUUCCUGCCAAGCUACCAGGCUGUAGAAUAUAUGAGAAGAGGAGUCGAUCCCACCAUAGCUUGCCAAAAAGUGAUUUCAAGAAUUCAGAAGUAUUUUCCAAAAUUCUUUGGGGCUGUUUUAUGUGCCAAUGUGACUGGAAACUACGGUGCAGCUUGCAAUAAACUUCCAACAUUUACCCAGUUUAGUUUCAUGGUCUAUAAUUCUCUAAAAAAUCAGCCAACUGAGGAAAAAGUAGACUGCAUCUAAUCCAUCUUUUCUGUCAGCAUCCACAUUUAAAGAAGGAAACAAAGGCUGAGAAGGUUACUAUUCAUACAGUGUGCCUCAUGUAUUCUAAAUUCCUUGUGUAAUGUAAGCACAAAAAUAAAUUUAUGCCAAAGUGGCAUUUUUCACUUUCUGUAUCUGAAA
Messenger RNA from Loxodonta africana (African savanna elephant), 1225 nucleotides. It is a transcript of the gene AGA, whose product is annotated as aspartylglucosaminidase. Gene Ontology annotation, biological process: protein deglycosylation. The transcript is spliced from 9 exons. The coding region runs from base 20 to 1066 and encodes 348 amino acids. Gene Ontology annotation, molecular function: asparaginase activity; beta-aspartyl-peptidase activity; N4-(beta-N-acetylglucosaminyl)-L-asparaginase activity. The record is from RefSeq and is a predicted model, not a curated record. Lineage: Eukaryota; Metazoa; Chordata; Mammalia; Proboscidea; Elephantidae. Gene Ontology annotation, cellular component: lysosome; cytoplasm.